This is a messenger RNA of Colletotrichum scovillei, 1122 nucleotides long. RefSeq lists its product as uncharacterized. The transcript is spliced from 6 exons. The record is from RefSeq and is a predicted model, not a curated record. Lineage: Eukaryota; Fungi; Ascomycota; Sordariomycetes; Glomerellales; Glomerellaceae. The coding region runs from base 1 to 1122 and encodes 373 amino acids.
AUGUCUGGAAAAGUGCCGCUCAACCGAAACGCCGAAGACAAGGGCCCCGUGGCUCUUGGCAUUGUCAUCUCUAUGUCGGUCCUCAGCACCCUCUUCACCGCUGGGAGACUCUUCGUCAGAGGUAAAAUAUUGAAGCAUUUUCAUCUCGACGACUACUUGAUUGUCGCGUCUGUAGUAUGCGGAUGGAUGAAUGUUGGAACGGCUAUCGCGGCGGUGGCGCACGGAAAUGGCCGGCACUUUGACGUACUAACACUCGAGCAAAAGUCCGGAGCGAUACUCUGGACCAUUGCCGGCUUCCCUGCUGGGGUCAUGUCUUUUGGACUCCCGAAGCUUGCUGUCGUCGCGCUUCUCACACGAAUCAUGAAUCCUAGCAGAUGGCAUGCGCUUUUCCUGUGGUUCAUCGCCACAUUUUGUCUCAUCAACUUGAUUGGAUGCGUAAUCAUUCUUUUUGCCCAAUGCCAACCUUCUCACGCACAGUGGGACUUUUCGGUCACAGACAAGACGUGCUGGGACAAGUGGAUUCUGGUUUACUUUGCUAUCUACUCUGGAGGCUUCUGCGCGUUUGUGGACCUUUACUUGGCCAUAUAUCCAGCCGUUGUCCUUUCGAAGCUACAGAUGAGUGUGAGAAAGAAGGUAGCUCUGAGCAUCGCUCUGGGGAUUGGGUCAAUCUCAUCGAUCGUUGCCAUAUACAAAUGCUCUCGCCUUCCAGGUCUCGCAAGUUUGGAUUUUUCAUACGACACUUCGGACUUGGUAAUUUGGACCAUAGUGGAGGGCAGCACGAUGAUCAUUGCCGCAUGCAUUCCCGUACUCCAACCUCUCGGCGAGCUCAUCUUUGGCAAGCGCAUCUUCACUUCUGGGAGAGGCCGAUAUACGUAUGAAAACUAUGGUUCGGGUCCGAGUGGUCAACAUCGAUCCGACAUCGAAAUGUCUCGAUCCAAGGACGCGAAGAAGAGAGUAGCCAGAAGGGAAGACGGCGCUGAUGCGAUCAGCUUGGACGAUACGGUAACAACAACGAAGAUCACAAAGGGAAGUCAAGAGAGCAUUCUAAAACGCGAGAACAUGGGCAGAAGUAUUGUGAGAACAGAUGUAAUCAGCGUUAGCAUUGAAUUGAGCAAGUCUUGA